AAUCUGAAAAUCUCCAGCGUCGCCGCCGAAUUCUCCGCAGCUCCACCACCACCACCCGACCGAUGGCCCUCCCCUCACGCCUCCCCAUCCUCCUCAACGACCCUCCCGCCUAUAUGGGUUCCGUCCGCUUCCUCCGCCUCCGCCUCGCCCCCACUCUCCCCCCCACGCCAUCGCCGCCGCGCCCCGAUCGAGCCCCUGCUCCAAUCUGCUGCCGAUUUCGGCACAGGAAAGCACCGGCGGCGGCCGCGGCGGAGGAGCCAGCGAGCCGCCCGCCGCUAGGCGCGCUCUCUCUCGGCCUCUCCUUUUCCCUCCUCCCCGGAUUCCCCCCCUACGUCGAAUCUGAUUCUGACCCCGUUGAUCGGUCGCCCCCCUACCCCCUCCUGCUUGGCCCCCGCCGAAGCAAAUAUUGGAGCGGUUCGACGCAUCGCAUCGCAUCGCAGGGAAGGACCCGCCACUCCCGAUGGAUCAGCAGCAGCACCACCAGUGCGACGAGGAGAACCAGAGGGCUGCAUCCUCCCACUCUUCUGCACCCUCUUCCUCUUGGUCAGGGCACGGGGAGGAGAGCAGCACAGCGCCGCUUUUGUCCUACAAGAUGGUUGACGACAAGAUUGAGAGCGUCCAGGUAUCCGAGGACACGGCGCACCAGAUUAGCAUUGAUCCUUGGUAUCAAGUUGGAUUCAUUCUGACAACUGGGGUAAAUAGUGCAUAUGUUCUGGGAUACUCUGCAUCAAUCAUGGUCCCUUUAGGCUGGAUUGGUGGGACAUGUGGCUUGAUUCUAGCUGCGGCAAUAUCCAUGUAUGCAAAUGCUCUUCUUGCUCGCCUUCAUGAAGUUGGUGGCAAACGCCAUAUCAGAUACAGAGAUCUUGCUGGGCACAUAUAUGGUAAAAAAAUGUAUUCGCUUACAUGGGCUCUUCAGUAUGUUAAUCUGUUCAUGAUCAACACUGGCUUUAUCAUCUUAGCUGGUCAAGCCCUGAAGGCAAUAUAUGUACUAUUUAGGGAUGAUGGACUUCUAAAGCUCCCCUACUGCAUAGCAUUAUCUGGCUUUGUCUGUGCUCUUUUUGCCUUCGGAAUCCCAUAUCUCUCUGCUCUCAGGAUUUGGUUGGGACUGUCCACACUUUUCAGUCUCAUCUAUAUUGUGAUAGCAUUUGUGCUGUCGCUCAGAGAUGGGAUAACCACACCUGCAAAGGAUUAUACUAUUCCUGGAUCACAUUCAGAUAAAAUCUUCACUACAAUAGGUGCUGUAGCAAAUCUAGUGUUUGCUUACAACACUGGAAUGCUGCCAGAAAUUCAAGCAACCAUAAGGCCUCCUGUGGUCAAGAACAUGGAGAAGGCUCUGUGGUUCCAGUUCACUAUUGGUUCACUGCCUCUUUAUGCAGUGACCUUUAUGGGAUAUUGGGCUUACGGAUCCUCAACAUCAAGCUAUCUACUGAAUAGUGUCAAGGGACCAAUUUGGAUAAAAACCGUGGCAAAUUUAUCGGCGUUUCUUCAGACCGUCAUAGCAUUACAUAUAUUUGCAAGUCCGAUGUAUGAGUUUCUGGACACGAGAUUUGGCAGUGGACAUGGUGGCCCUUUUGCAAUCCACAACAUAAUGUUCAGAGUGGGCGUCAGAGGAGGUUACCUCACCAUCAACACCUUGGUGGCUGCGAUGCUCCCGUUCCUUGGUGACUUCAUGAGUCUGACAGGAGCUCUCAGCACCUUCCCGCUGACGUUCGUUCUUGCGAAUCACAUGUACCUGAUGGUGAAGCAGCACAAGCUGCCCACCUUGCAGAAAUGCUGGCACUGGCUGAACGUUGUUGGGUUCAGCUGCUUGUCCAUCGCAGCUGCGGUUGCUGCGCUGAGGCUAAUCACGGUCGACUCCAGUACAUACCAUUUGUUUGCUGAUCUGUGAGGUUGAAUUUCCUGUGCAAAUAUGCAGCCCCUUGAUCAACAGUAAAUUCCUCUUCUUUUUUGGUUAGGUGGUCCAGUUAGGUCGGUAGAGAUGGAGAUUACAAUAAAUAACUUGGGUUCAAAUGUCCAAAUUUGGUUAUUUGAGGUGCAAGAUGCCUUGCCCCCAGAACGUACCGCUAUGGUUUCACUUUUUAAGAACUGUAACGGUACUGCUACGUCUUUUUGCAUAGAAUAGUAUAUUGUCUCUUUGUUGCAAUGAAAUUUUAUUAAAAAAAUAUUACUACCUUCAUCUUCU
Oryza brachyantha (malo sina) is the source of this 2182-nucleotide messenger RNA. Its product is annotated as proline transporter 1. The transcript is spliced from 8 exons. The record is from RefSeq and is a predicted model, not a curated record. Gene Ontology annotation, cellular component: plasma membrane. Bases 461 to 1888 code for a protein of 475 amino acids. NCBI's taxonomy places the organism in Eukaryota, Viridiplantae, Streptophyta, Magnoliopsida, Poales, Poaceae.